This is a messenger RNA of Dioscorea cayenensis subsp. rotundata (Guinea yam), 2163 nucleotides long. RefSeq names its product pentatricopeptide repeat-containing protein At3g02650, mitochondrial. The record is from RefSeq and is a predicted model, not a curated record. The transcript has 2 exons. Bases 189 to 1973 code for a protein of 594 amino acids. Gene Ontology annotation, molecular function: protein binding. Lineage: Eukaryota; Viridiplantae; Streptophyta; Magnoliopsida; Dioscoreales; Dioscoreaceae.
AAAUUCAAAUCAAAUUUCACAGCCACUGCACCAAAUUCCCAGUUACUUCUAAACAAAACCCUAGCCGCCACCGUCUCCUUUGCCUCCAUUCCGUCGCCGGUCGCCGGACGUUCUGCACGUCACCGUCGGGCGCGAUCUCAUCUAAGUUCUACCGAGUCCCAUCGUCCCUUUGGCCAUCCGGCGGCGAGAUGUGGAGCUCCAAAGCUCGGCAAUGGCUUCUCCGAAUCCCUAGACCAAAGCGUUCUCCGCUCCACCGCCAGGUACCGCAAGAAACCCUAAUCGUUGUUCGCACACAGCCUGACCACACUCUCCCAACCUUCACCCGCCUCCAAAACCCUAGACUUUACUCUACGAACCCUAGUUUCCAUUCCGGAGAAGCAGAUGAUUCCAAUGCUGGGACCGUUGGGAACGCAAUCGACGCUGAUGAUUCUUGUGAAUCGGAGGCUUCUUCUGUUGAUUUGAACGAAAAAGGUGACGAUUUGCAAGAAUUAAGCAAACAGGCGGCGGAUGUUGAUAGUUUGAGCUCGCUUUGGGAGGAGAGCGUAGGUGCCGAUGAUUCUAUAAAUGUUUUUGGUUCACAAGAAGCAUCGGAAGGAGUUGGGAAUGAGAUUCAUGAGGUGGAUGAUGUUCAAGUUGAGAGUGUUCUAUCUCUUCUUCAGAGCACAUUGGUAGAGCCAUUGGAAUUAAGCUUGGAUAAGAUGGACUUGAGAUUGAGUGAAGCUUUUGCAGUGAGAGUGAUCCAAACUGAUAAUAUUUCUGGUGAAAAUCUUGUUGGAUUCUUCAAAUGGGCUUCAAGGAAUUGUCAAUCAGUGAAGUGUUCAAGAGCAGUUGAGCUUCUUGUGCUCGCAGUUAGUAAUUUGCCGGAACUUUGGAAGGAAGAAGCUUAUAUGUUGUGGGAUUUGGUUAAGGAAAUUGGUGUGGAGAAAGGAAUGGUGACCACUGUGGUCCUCAAUGACUUGAUUUCAAUGUUUUGGAAAUUGGGGAAAAGCAAGGCUGGUCUUGAGGUGUUUGAGAAAUUUACUGAUUUCGGUUGUGUUCCGGAUGGAGAUAGUUAUUAUUAUACAAUUGAAGCACUUGGCAAGCGAUCUAUGUUUGAUACCGCCUGGUCUGUUUGCGAGAAGAUGAUCGAUUCAGGAAACUUACGUGAUAAGGAGAAGAUUGGUAAGAUUAUUGCUUUCUUUUGCAAGGGGAAAAAGGCAAAAGAAGCAUAUUUGGUGUAUUUAGUAGCAAAAGAUAAGGAGAUAUGCCAGGAGAGAUCUUGGUUGGAUUUGUUAGUUCACCACUUAGCCAAGAACAAUGAAACUGUUUGCUUGGCAUGCGAAUUGCUUGAUGAGUAUGACAAGAAGUCCCUUAAGAAUGCAACUAAAUCUUUUGCUGAUGUUGUUAAAGGUUUGUGUAGAAUUGGAGAUGUUAAGGAGGCAGAGAAGCUGGUUUUGAGAAUGGUGGAGUCAGGGCCGGCACCAGCAAAAGCUGUCUUCAACUCUGUGAUCACCUCUUUCUCAAGAAGAGGUGAAAUGGAGGAUGCAAUAGCUUUGAUGAAAGUAAUGGAGAGUAAAGGGCUAAGGCCGGAUGUGUAUACUUACACUGUUGUUAUGAGUGGUUAUGCGAAAGGUGGUAUGAUGGAUGAGGCCUAUAAUAUCUUCUCUGAAGCCCGGAAAAGGCAUUCCAGGCUCAGCCCGGCCACUUAUCAUGUACUCACUCGGGGAUAUUGCAAAAUGGAGGAGUAUGAUAAGGCCAUUGAUAUCUGGAAGGAGAUGAAGAAAGAUGGAAUGCAAGCAAACACAGAUGAAUAUAACAAGAUGAUACAGUCUUUGUGCCUAAAGGCUCUUGAUUGGCGCAAGGCUGAACAACUUUUGGAGGAAAUGAAGGAGGACGGUGUGCCUCUCAAGGAAAUUACUCGGAGUCUCAUUGCCGCUGUGAAGUCGCUGGAAGAGGAGCAAGUACAAUCGGCGGCAAUCAGCAUUGAAGCAUAGUUCUUUUGAGGUUGUUUUGAAGAUGAAGAGGAUGACUUCUCUAGAGAUCCUCUGUUGUUAUGUGACUAGUAGUUGUUCUAUAUAUUUGUUUGAAUUAUUCGUUCUUGUGGUUGUUGUUCUCUAUGCGUGUGUUUUCUGUUCUCUGUGUUUGGUGUCUGCGUUGUCUGAGUUGUUCGUACUUGUAAUAGUA